AUGACAGAAGAAACCUACGAAUUCAUCACACUCACCAAUGAAAAUGCCUCCGAACUCUCAGAAUUUCUAAUGAGUCAUUUCUUACUCGAGGAGCCAUUGAACAGAGCAAGUGGUAUGACUCGGCAGAAUUUUCAGCCAUUCGUGGAUAAACUAUUCGAGAGAACUCUGAACAUCCCAUUCUCAUUUGCGUUGGUCGAGAAAGAAUCAAGAAAAAUCGCCGCGUGCGCAAUGUCUUCAUUGUGGAAAAACGAAAAAAAUGAUCACGAAGGUGCUGGGGACUCUGGAAACCACGGAGACGAAUUCACGUUCGGCAAUGAAGAGAAAAAAGAAAUUGGAGCAAUCGGAAAAAUUUUGACGGAACUUCACGCAAAGUUUUUCCAACUUCGACCAGACAUCGUUCAAGUUUUACAUCUGUACGUUUCAAACUCAUCUCGAUUUGCAAUUUCAGUUAUUAAAUUUGAGUUUGUGAUAAAACAUAGGAGUUCCAAUCUUGUCAAAUAUAAGAUCACGGAGUAUUGUUCAUAA
Caenorhabditis remanei is the source of this 525-nucleotide messenger RNA. RefSeq lists its product as uncharacterized. Bases 1 to 525 code for a protein of 174 amino acids. The transcript has 2 exons. The record is from RefSeq and is a predicted model, not a curated record. Lineage: Eukaryota; Metazoa; Nematoda; Chromadorea; Rhabditida; Rhabditidae.